Messenger RNA from Tupaia belangeri chinensis (Chinese tree shrew), 459 nucleotides. It is a transcript of the gene CUNH20orf202, whose product is annotated as chromosome unknown C20orf202 homolog. The record is from RefSeq and is a predicted model, not a curated record. NCBI's taxonomy places the organism in Eukaryota, Metazoa, Chordata, Mammalia, Scandentia, Tupaiidae.
AUGUAUGACAGACCAUACCAGGUCAUUGAUAAUAACUGCAAUAUGCAGAAAAUAAGUGGCUUAGCCAGAUCCCAGCCUGAAGGACGUAGCAGACUACACAAGUCAGAGGUCCCUCGGGAUAAGCAGGUCAGCAUCAAGGUCUUUCUCAAGGACACUGAGAUGAAAACAGGAGAAGAGCCAACUCCGAAUUUUGGACAGACCCUGGAAUGGCUGAGGAAGGAACUGUCUGAAAUGCAGAUCCAAGACCAGAGGCUCCUGCUCACGCUGAGGCAUCUUCACAGUGUCCUGGAAGAGCUGCGGGCCGCGAGUACUCUCUGGGAGGACUGCAGGUCCAGCGGGGGGACAUCCCCCAUCAGAGCUCGAUCGGGAUCCGAAGGCAGGCACUGCGCGUCCCUCUCCUCGAGGGGGCUGGCCCACCUCCUCCAAGGGGAAGACAGCAGACGAAGCUCUCUCCCUUAA